Rhizophagus irregularis DAOM 181602=DAOM 197198 is the source of this 390-nucleotide messenger RNA. The record is from RefSeq and is a predicted model, not a curated record. NCBI's taxonomy places the organism in Eukaryota, Fungi, Glomeromycota, Glomeromycetes, Glomerales, Glomeraceae.
AUGAAUGAUUUUAUAUUAUUGAAUUUUCGGCAUUUCUUCAGCAUAUUGGGUCAAAAUCCAUUAUGGUUUACAGUAACUAUAUUGUAUGGUAUUUCGGGGAUGACAAAAGUAAUUAUCAGAAGUAAGGAUUUGACAAUGAUAGUAAUCUUUUAUACCGAUCGCAGUUGCGAAGAUGGAACAGUUAGCGCCUUAACGGGUUUAUUUGAAAUAAUUUCCGAGAUUCUCGGUGAUAAUUUAAUUAUUUUUGUUUUAUCGUCUUUACCAUCUUCAAUAACUUCAGUUGUUAUCUUGUAUAUACCAUUGAAUUUCCUAAAUAUUACCUGUCUUCUUUCUCUUUCGGCCUACUUAUUGACAAAAAUUUCUUAUCCCCUCUUAACGACUUUACUAUAA